Messenger RNA from Nothoprocta perdicaria, 1557 nucleotides. It is a transcript of the gene NOPCHAP1, whose product is annotated as chromosome unknown C12orf45 homolog. The transcript has 4 exons. The record is from RefSeq and is a predicted model, not a curated record. The coding region runs from base 1 to 477 and encodes 158 amino acids. Gene Ontology annotation, biological process: box C/D snoRNP assembly. NCBI's taxonomy places the organism in Eukaryota, Metazoa, Chordata, Aves, Tinamiformes, Tinamidae. Gene Ontology annotation, molecular function: box C/D methylation guide snoRNP complex binding.
AUGGCGCAGGACGGCGGGGCCGGCGGGGCGGCCGCCUCCCGAGAGCUGCUGGCCGUGGGGCGCCGAGGAGGACUGGAAGAAACAUUGUUGAUUAGUUCGAAAUUUAGCAACAAGAAGGCCACAACUUUACAGACAGUUAGAAUGCCAAGGAGUAAUGUUUUGGACAGAGUGCAGAGCUUUCUACCACAGAUGGCACAUGCAAAUGAUGAGCUAAGAAGAAAAAUGCUAACAGCACCAGCUCAUCAGUUUGAUAUUGAAAAUCUAGACAGUGCAACAGAAAAUGUUGUAGAAAUGAACGUGGCUUUAGUUGAACUGAGUGGUUCUGAUACAGAUGAAGAGGUAUCACUCUCAGAUGAUGACUCAGAAUCUGAAGAUGACUGUACAACCGAAGAAGUGACAAUAGACAACAUUAAGUUCCCUAAACAAAAGGGAGAAAAGAGCAAAAUAGAAAUUUUGGACAGCAAAGUGAACGAGUAAAUCSAUUUGUAUUUUACUUUUGAAAGAAUCACACUUUCUGGCUUUGAAGACUUGACCCUUAAACUGCCUUGCUUCCCAAUGUUCCCUGUCUACCAGGAACAUGCAAAAUGCUGUAGUUUAUAUGGUUGGGAAUGCAGGAUCCACUUGGAUGAUUGUUUUCCUAGUAGUUCUGAGGCAAGCUGCAUCUGAAGAAUUGCUGUCUUCUUUCUCAAAUGAUAUGAAACUGAGCUGCACCAGAAAGUCCUACUAAGAAAGCAGCUGGAAGUGGGGCUGGGACUUGGGUAGGAAGACACACUGCACAUCAAGUUAGGAGGUAGAACUCUUGACCUCUUGCAUUACUGAUGAAAAGUCUGCAGCGUGGCAGAAAGUUUUUGCCUUAAAGGGAGGGAAAAGCUUUGUUUUCUAUAUUCAUUGUCCUCUAAAGUGRUAUGUACAUGUCUUCGAUAUUAAACAUUAUCUUAAAGUACAUUUGAGGUAUGUCUAUAUUGCAAUGAAGAUGGUAACCACUGUACACUACCUCAGUGGCUGAGGUUAUUUCAUGGUAAGGUAGCAUGGUAAGAACAGUGUUACAACCAGCCAUGAAACAAGAGAGGUCAGCAAGCUCUCCUGGCUUUUUGGGCCUACACUGAGCUUUGUAUGGCUUCAUAUAUACAUGAAUGUACAUAUAUAUGUAUAUACAUAUAUACAUAUCUGUCUAUGCACAGAUUGCUGCUAGUCCUUAAACUAGCUUUUAGCAGCAGUAGAACUAGUAGCUGUAGUGUAGAUAAUGUUAGAACUUAAAGGGUCUAGUCUAACUGGUGUUGCAAUUGCUCUAAAACUUACAUUUUAUCUCCUGCUUUCUCUGCCACAUGCUUCCAUCCUCUCCAUUUCAUUGACAKCUGUCCUUUCCAGAAGAAUGAAAAGAACUGUGCUUAGAUUAGUUGUGGAGUCAUAGUAGGUGAAAGUACGUGCCAUUCAUACUUACCUCAGACUGUUAAAAAGCAAUGAUUUGGACUGGUGUAUUUUCCUUAGAGAUCAUUUUGCAUUUCAGAAGUAUCUGUGAUGCUCCUUGAUAUCAUCAUUUGUUUCUUAAAGGAACUU